UAAACGAAGAAGAAUUAAAUGCUGUAGCAGGCUGUGGCGUUGCUAAUGCGGCGUUUUGUUUUGUGUUUUUGGCGCACAUUCAAAUUUUAAUGACUGUUUUAAAAUAACACAAGUUACGUAAAAAGAAGAGGAGCUUCCGCUAAACGUGCUGUGAAGAUGAAGCUCAACAUUGAGGGUCUGCUGGUGUAUUUUCCCUAUGACUACAUCUACCCCGAGCAGUACUCCUACAUGCUGGAGCUGAAGAGGACGCUGGAUGCCAAGGGUCAUGGAGUCUUGGAGAUGCCAUCGGGAACAGGGAAGACCAUCUCUCUACUGUCCCUCAUUGUGGCCUACCAAAGGGCUUUCCCUCUGGAGGUCACCAAGUUAAUUUACUGCUCUAGAACAGUUCCAGAGAUCGAGAAGGUUGUGGAGGAGCUGAGGAAGCUGAUGGAGUUUUACACUAAAGAAACAGGAGAGAGCAACAACUUCCUGGCUCUUGCUCUUUCCUCCAGGAAGAACCUCUGCAUCCACCCUGAGGUGAGCUCUCUGCGCUUCGGUAAGGAAGUCGAUGGGAAGUGCCACAGUCUGACAGCAUCGUACGUCCGCGCACAACAUCACAGCAACCCCAACCUGCCCGUCUGUCGCUUCUACGAGGAGUUCGAUUCAGUCGGCCGACAGGUGCCUCUUCCUGCUGGCAUCUACAACCUUGAUGACCUCAAGGCCUUUGGCAGGAGGAAGGGCUGGUGUCCUUACUAUCUGGCUCGCUAUUCAAUCCUGCAUGCCAACAUUGUGGUGUACAGCUACCACUACCUGCUGGACCCCAAGAUAGCUGAUCUGGUGUCUAAAGAGCUGGCAAAGAAAUCUGUAGUGGUAUUUGAUGAGGCUCAUAAUAUCGACAACGUGUGCAUCGACUCCAUGAGCGUAAAUAUCACCAGGCGAACGCUGGACCGCUGUCAGACCAACGUGGACACUCUCCAGAACACCAUACACAAGAUAAAGGAGACGGAUGCUGCUAAGCUGAGGGAGGAGUACAGACGCUUGGUGGAGGGGCUGAAGGAAGCCAAUGUGGCGAGAGAAACCGACAUCUACCUCGCAAAUCCGGUGUUGCCUGAUGAAAUCCUUCAAGAGGCGGUGCCUGGCUCUAUUCGUACAGCCGAGCACUUUGUAGGUUUCAUGAGACGCUUCCUGGAGUAUCUGAAGUCUCGUCUGAGGGUCCAACACGUCGUACAGGAGAGCGCGCCGCAGUUCCUUAAAGACAUUUUCGAAAAAGUCUGCAUCGACCGCAAGCCUCUAAGGUUUUGUGCAGAGCGGUUGCAGUCGUUGCUUCGAACUCUGGAGAUCGCCGACAUCGCAGACUUCUCAGCUGUUACUCUCAUCUCGAACUUCGCCACUCUCGUCAGCACCUACAGCCAAGGCUUCACCAUCAUCAUCGAGCCCUUUGAAGACAGAACUCCGACCAUCGCCAACCCCGUGCUGCAUUUCAGCUGCAUGGACCCGUCUAUAGCCAUCAAACCAGUUUUCCAAAGAUUCCAGUCAGUCGUCAUCACCUCAGGGACACUUUCCCCCCUGGACAUCUAUCCCCGCAUCCUUGACUUUCGCCCGGUUACCAUGGCGUCCUUCACCAUGACACUGGCGCGCACCUGCCUCUGCCCUCUGAUUGUUGGCAGAGGAAACGACCAGGUGGCCCUGAGCUCCAAGUUUGAGACCAGAGAAGAUUUCGCUGUGAUUCGGAAUUAUGGUAACCUGCUUCUGGAGAUGUCUGCGAUCGUUCCCGAUGGGAUUGUGGCGUUUUUCACCAGCUACGUCUACAUGGAGAACAUCGUGGCGUCCUGGUAUGAACAGGGUAUCCUGGAGAAUAUCCAGAGAAACAAGCUGAUCUUCAUCGAGACUCAGGAUGCUGCAGAGACGAGCAUGGCCCUGGAGAAAUACCAAGAGGCGUGUGAGAACGGCCGAGGAGCAAUCCUCCUGUCUGUGGCCAGAGGAAAAGUGUCUGAAGGGAUCGAUUUCGUGCACCAUUAUGGCCGUGCUGUCAUCAUGUUUGGAGUGCCGUAUGUUUAUACGCAGAGCCGCAUCCUAAAGGCUCGGCUGGAGUACCUUCGGGAUCAGUUUCAGAUCAGGGAGAACGACUUUCUGACGUUUGACGCCAUGCGCCACGCGGCUCAGUGCGUAGGCAGAGCCAUCCGAGGCAAAACUGACUAUGGACUCAUGAUUUUUGCUGACAAGCGUUACGCACGAGCAGACAAACGUGGGAAGCUACCCCGCUGGAUUCAGGAGCACAUCAACGACGGCAGUCUGAACCUCACUGUGGACGAGGCCGUGCAGCUUUCCAAGCACUUCCUGCGGCAGAUGGCUCAGCCUUUCAGACAGGAGGACCAGUUGGGUUUGUCUCUGCUGACUCUCGAGCAGCUGGAGUCGGAGGAAAUGCUGCAGAAAAUCACUCAGAUUGCUCAUCAGACCUGAAGGUGACACGAACCGUAUGACAUUGUCACCACAGCAGCACCAUAAACCGAGUCAUCAGCUGUCACCAGACUAGGGUUAAAUAUGGGUCGGCUCUAAAAGGGCAGGUCCACCUUAACUUUAGGAAGGAAAAACUCAGAAUUAUGUUUUAAGUGUCUGUUUUUCCCCAAGUGGUAAAAAUACUGUAAAAGUAUUUAAAGUAUUUUCAGCUCUGCUGGUGACAGUAAUGACUUCUGACAGGAGAGCCGCUCCCACACCAACGAUGUGAGCCUCAGUCAAAGCCGCUCAUGGGUCAGUCAGUAUUUAAGGUUGCACUCGGUCUGCAGAGUAGACCAUCUGCAGACCUUUGAACCACUUAAGUACAUAUUUCAGUACUCUGUUCAGCUUUUCACUGAAGUACGGAGCAGUAAACUUAUUUUCCCCUUUAUUAAUCAAAGGAAGAAGCCUUUGCUUCUGCAGACGCACAUGCUACAGAAAAUCCAGCAACACACUGCAAAAACUCAAAAUCUUACCAAGUAUAUUUGUCUUAUUUCUAGUCAAAAUUAUCUCAUUACACUUAAAAUAAGACACAAUCAGCUACAGGGCAACAUUUCAGUAAGCUAAAGGAACUUG
This is a messenger RNA of Maylandia zebra (zebra mbuna), 3048 nucleotides long. It is a transcript of the gene ercc2, whose product is annotated as excision repair cross-complementation group 2. Gene Ontology annotation, cellular component: nucleus. Gene Ontology annotation, biological process: positive regulation of mitotic recombination; nucleotide-excision repair; transcription by RNA polymerase II. The record is from RefSeq and is a predicted model, not a curated record. NCBI's taxonomy places the organism in Eukaryota, Metazoa, Chordata, Actinopteri, Cichliformes, Cichlidae. Gene Ontology annotation, molecular function: ATP binding; damaged DNA binding; hydrolase activity, acting on acid anhydrides, in phosphorus-containing anhydrides.